Molecule: messenger RNA, 4198 nt
Organism: Theobroma cacao (cacao)
Lineage: Eukaryota; Viridiplantae; Streptophyta; Magnoliopsida; Malvales; Malvaceae
Gene: NRPC2
Product: nuclear RNA polymerase C2
Biological process (GO): DNA-templated transcription
Molecular function (GO): ribonucleoside binding; DNA binding; DNA-directed RNA polymerase activity
Source: RefSeq, a predicted model, not a curated record
GCAAGAGGGUUUUAGAGCAAAACCCCUGCAAAGGCGGUUUUCUUGGAGUUGAAUAAUCCUCUUGUGAAAAUCGAACAAAUUUCAAGAACCCACAGCAUUUUGAUCACAAGAAGAAAAUGGGUCUCAAGCAAGAAGAUUUACUUCUCAAUAACAACACCAAUAAUUCAAAUGUUUCUGAGAUGCCCGUUGAUAAGCAAAAGCUUGCUGCUCCAAUAAAAUCAGCUGUUGAUAAGUUUCAGCUGCUACCUGAGUUUUUAAAGGUUAGAGGAUUAGUGAAGCAACACUUGGAUUCAUUUAACUAUUUUGUUAAUACUGGAAUAAAGAAGAUUGUCCGUGCCAAUGACCGGAUUGUAUCCGGUGUUGACCCCAGUAUUUACCUCAGGUUUAAAGAUGUUAGAAUUGGUGAGCCCUCCAUGACGAUCAAUGCAGUCAGUGAAAAAAUAAAUCCCCAUACAUGCCGGUUGUCAGACAUGACGUAUGCUGCACCGAUAUUUGUCAAUAUAGAGUACAUUCAAGGGAGUCAUGGGCAGAAAACUAGACUGGAAAAGAAUGAUCUUGUUAUUGGAAGAAUGCCUAUCAUGUUAAGGAGUUGUUGCUGUGUGUUAUAUGGAAAAGACGAAGCUGAACUUGCGAGGCUUGGUGAGUGCCCCCUUGAUCCUGGAGGAUACUUUGUCAUUAAAGGAGCAGAGAAGGUGAUUUUAAUACAGGAACAGCUUUCCAAGAAUAGAAUAAUCAUUGAUGCAGACAAGAAGGGAAAUAUAAAUGCAUCUGUGACAAGCAGUUCAGAGGCAACAAAAAGCAAAACAGUUAUUCAGAUGGAGAAAGAAAAGAUAUAUUUACUUCUCAAUCAAUUUGUGAAAAAGAUCCCUAUUAUGGUGGUCAUGAAGGCAAUGGGGAUGGAGAGUGAUCAAGAGGUUGUGCAGAUGGUUGGUAGAGAUCCUCAUUAUAAUGCCGUUCUUUUGCCUUCUAUAGAGGAAUGUGCAGGAGUUGGCAUUUAUACUCAGGAACAAGCACUGGAGUACCUAGAGACGAAGGUGAAAAGAGUUAUGUACACUGGUCCUGCAUCUGAGAAGGAAGGAAGAGCUCUGUCUAUCCUUCGAGAUGUAUUUCUUGCCAACGUUCCAGUGCGUUCUAAUAAUUUUCGUCCAAAAUGUUUGUAUGUUGCGGUAAUGCUGAGAAGGAUGGUGGAGGCAAUUUUAAAUAAGGAUGCGAUGGAUGACAAGGAUUAUGUGGGGAACAAGCGUCUAGAGCUAUCAGGACAAUUAAUCUCUCUGCUUUUUGAGGAUUUGUUCAAGACAACGAUUAGCGAAGUGCAGAAGAUGAUUGAUCUCGUGUUAUCAAAGCCCAGCAGAUCUAGUGCUUUGGACCCUUCUCAGUUUUUACGUAGUAGAGAGACCAUUACGUUUGGGCUAGAAAGGACCCUUUCUACUGGUAACUUCGAUAUAAAGCGUUUCAAAAUGCACAGAAAAGGCAUGACACAGGUGCUAGCAAGGUUAUCCUUUAUUGGGACUUUGGGCUAUAUGACAAAAGUCUCACCACAGUUUGAGAAGUCUCGGAAAGUAAGUGGACCGAGGGCCUUGCAACCUAGCCAGUGGGGAAUGCUUUGCCCUUGUGAUACUCCUGAAGGUGAAGCUUGUGGACUGGUUAAAAACUUAGCACUAAUGACUCAUGUUACAACUGAUGAGGAUGAGGGUCCUUUGAUUUCUCUGUGCUAUUGCUUGGGCGUUGAAGACUUGGAGCUACUAUCUGGGGAAGAGCUUCAUACACCAAAUUCUUUCCUAGUUAUAUUAAAUGGGCUCAUUCUUGGCAAACAUAGACGGCCACAGCAUUUUGCUGUGGCUAUGAGAAAGCUGCGGAGAGCUGGCAAAGUUGGUGAGUUUGUGAGUGUCUUCGUAAAUGAGAAGCAGCGUUGUGUUUACAUUGCUUCUGAUGGAGGUCGAGUGUGUCGACCGUUGGUAAUAGCUGACAAGGGAGUAUCAAGGAUCAAAGAACACCAUAUGAAGGAGUUAUUGGAUGGAGUCCGCACUUUUGAUGACUUUUUACGUGAUGGAUUGAUUGAAUAUCUUGAUGUCAAUGAGGAGAACAAUGCUCUGAUUGCUUUAUAUGAAGGAGAGGCUACACCUGAAACAACCCAUAUCGAGAUAGAGCCUUUCACGAUCUUAGGUGUUUGUGCUGGGCUUAUUCCAUAUCCUCAUCAUAAUCAGUCACCAAGAAAUACCUAUCAGUGUGCAAUGGGGAAGCAAGCAAUGGGAAAUAUUGCAUAUAACCAGUUGUGCCGGAUGGACACAUUACUAUAUCUAUUGGUGUAUCCUCAGCGGCCUUUAUUGACAACGAGGACAAUUGAACUGGUUGGAUAUGAUAAGCUUGGAGCUGGUCAGAAUGCGAUUGUUGCUGUGAUGAGUUAUAGUGGGUAUGACAUAGAGGACGCAAUUGUCAUGAACAAGUCUUCUCUAGACCGUGGUUUUGGUCGUUGUAUUGUGAUGAAAAGGUAUUCUGCCGUUAAUCAAAAAUAUGAAACUGGUGCAUCUGAUAGAAUACUUAGGCCACAGAGAACAGGACCUGGUUCAGAAAGGAUGCAGAUAUUAGAUGAUGAUGGAAUUGCUACUCCUGGGGAGAUUAUUAGACCAAAUGAUAUCUACAUUAAUAAGGAGUCCUCUAUUCAUACAAGAGGAUCUCGUGUAUCUUCAGAAUCUCUACCUGAUAGCGCAUAUAGACCUGCUAGGCAAACAUACAAAGGUCCUGAAGGAGAGUCUUGUGUGGUGGAUAGAGUUGCUCUUUGCACUGAUAGGAACAGCAAUCUAUCUAUUAAAUUUUUAAUACGCCAUACACGUCGACCUGAGGUUGGUGACAAAUUUAGUAGCAGACAUGGCCAGAAAGGUGUUUGUGGCACUAUCAUUCAGCAGGAAGAUUUCCCAUUUUCUGAGCGUGGCAUUUGUCCUGAUUUAAUUAUGAAUCCUCAUGGUUUUCCAAGUCGAAUGACUGUAGGUAAGAUGGUAGAGCUUCUUGGAGGCAAAGCUGGAGUAUCAUGUGGUAGGUUCCAUUAUGGUAGUGCCUUUGGGGAGCCUAGUGGUCAUGCGGAUAGGGUUGAAGCUAUAAGUGAAACCCUCAUCAAGCAUGGUUUUAGCUACAAUGGCAAGGACUUCAUUUAUUCAGGUAUUACAGGUUGUCCACUGCAAGCAUAUAUUUUUAUGGGACCAAUUUACUACCAGAAGUUGAAGCAUAUGGUCCUUGACAAAAUGCAUGCCAGAGGUAAUGGGCCUCGAGUUAUGCUAACUAGACAGCCUACAGAAGGGAGAGCUCGAAAUGGAGGGUUACGAGUAGGAGAAAUGGAACGUGAUUGUCUAAUUGCUUAUGGUGCUAGCAUGUUGAUUUUCGAGCGCCUGAUGAUUUCCAGUGAUCCUUUUGAAGUUCAGGUUUGCAGAAAAUGUGGUUUGUUAGGAUACUACAGCCAUAAGCUGAAAACUGGGAUUUGUUCUUCAUGUAAAAAUGGCGAUAAUGUUUCUACUAUGAAGCUACCAUACGCAUGCAAGCUUUUGAUCCAGGAACUCCAGUCAAUGAACAUUGUGCCACGUUUGAAACUAUCAGAGGCUUGAUCUGAUGGAAAUUUUGCUAAUAUCUUGAUUUAUGAACCGGAGAUAAUGGACCCAGCUGGUAUGUUACAUUGAAUUUUUGGGAUCAUAUCCAGCUAUCAUUGCAUAUGUGGUAUGAAAUGUAGCUACACAGUGAUUCAAAAACAGAUGGUUGGAAUGUUCCAGCCGGUUGGCUGUUGUUUUGGAGGAAGAUUGCAGCUGCCCGUUUUUAUGCAGGGAAUAAUUCUUAAUUUUGUAGAACUGGCGUGUCAUCCAAAAGAUGUGUUUCAAGAGUAUUGGCGAGUUCAGGCUGAUUAGUUGAUGUCCAUGUAUUACCUGCAGCUGAAGUAGAAGGGGGGUUAUUGUGGAUGGUCCGGCUAGCCUACCUGUACCACCUCUUAUAAUAAAAAAGUAAGGAGUUUUCUCAAAGAUGAGCUGUUCAAGCCCUGGCAGCCGUUGGGUAGUGUAUAAGGGGCAUGAUUUGCAUGUAUUGAUUAUGAUACAAGUCUUGGUUGUACUCAAAAUGUAAAAACGAAGAAUAAGUUACUAAUAAAGGCUUUCAAUUUGUGCCUCUCUUUGCCAAUCUGUAAAACCAUUUUAUAUGUAAUGCUAAGCUUAAAGUUGCCAUC